GAAACACUUGGAGGAAAGUUCUGGGAUUUUGCUUUUUGGAUUCCGAAAUCCAAUAUAUACCCAAAGAAGCCAAGUCUUUGAAUUAUUUAUACAGGUCGAAUCAAGGUGGCCAGAGAAAAGGGUAGAUUUGUGAUUUGGUGGUUAUUGAAAAAAAAAUGGCGAAUCUGUAUGUGAAAGCGGUGCCACCGGCGGAUCUGAACCGGAACACCGAGUGGUUCAUGUACCCAGGGGUAUGGACUACCUAUAUUCUAAUCCUCUUCUUCGCUUGGCUCCUCGUUCUCUCCAUCUUCGGUUGCUCUCCUGGCAUGGCUUGGACCGUUGUCAAUCUCGCUCACUUCCUCGUGACAUAUCACUUCUUUCACUGGGAGAAAGGAACCCCAUUUGCUGAUGAUCAAGGGAUUUACAAUGGCUUGACUUGGUGGGAGCAGAUAGACAAUGGAAAGCAACUCACACGCAAUAGGAAGUUUCUUACUGUUGUACCUGUUGUGCUGUACUUGAUAGCAUCGCAUACAACCGACUACGAACAUCCUAUGCUCUUUUUGAACACACUUGCAGUUGUUGUGCUCGUCAUUGCUAAGUUCCCCAACAUGCACAAGGUCCGGAUCUUUGGAAUCAAUGCAGAUAAGUGAGUGUUGAGAAUACCUGGUUUUGCCUGCUAGAAAACCACUGCUUCUUCCCAGCUGUUAAAAUGGGUAUAUUUUGUAUAGGAGGGCAUGUCGAAACUGUGUUUUGGUUUUUUUGUUUUGUGAUGCCGAGUCUGCGGACUGCAUUUACAAGUUUCUCUUACAUUGUGGAGUAAUAAGUGAAUCAAGUUUUUGUACAGUGGAGAAAUAUAAUAUAUGUUGAAUUUAUCAUUA
Messenger RNA from Hibiscus syriacus, 857 nucleotides. RefSeq names its product ORM1-like protein 3. The transcript has 3 exons. Gene Ontology annotation, cellular component: endoplasmic reticulum membrane. Gene Ontology annotation, biological process: ceramide metabolic process; intracellular sphingolipid homeostasis; negative regulation of ceramide biosynthetic process. Lineage: Eukaryota; Viridiplantae; Streptophyta; Magnoliopsida; Malvales; Malvaceae. Bases 156 to 629 code for a protein of 157 amino acids. The record is from RefSeq and is a predicted model, not a curated record.